AUGGCGGGAACGCUUUCUCGAUUCUUCACGUCGACGUCGACGUCGGGGGCGUUCGCACAUAUCCGCAACGAUGCAAAAUUAUUACAUCACUCCCAGAAUUUAUAUAAUCAAAUUCUUCCAUCAGCUCCAUGCAUUAAUACAAAUGAGAGCAAUGCACGUAGUGAAGAGAAUGAACCGGAUAAAAUUUGGGCUUUAGUGGCAGUUGUAGCCACCGGAAUGACACAAGAAAUUCAUCAGGAAAAGGAACAAGAUGGGAGAAAUAACGAGAUGAUAUUGCAAUGGCAUUUGGUCCAAUUAUUAGCUGAGGCAGGUGUCGGAUUGCAGGAGUUUCUACUUUAUUUUACAAGUCUUUUUAACCGUUUACUACUGGAUCCAGACCUCUUAACAGCUACGACGUUACUUAAAGAAGAAUUUACAAUUGCUACUCUAUUAUUUGAGAAAUAUUGUGUCAUUCAAGAGUCUUUUUCGACCUUGGAGACAAGUAAUCAAUCCCAAUUAUCGAUUGAUCCGGAACCGGAACAUUUCGUAGCUAAUCAAGAACAAAAUAAGGAUCUCAAGAGACGUACACGUCAUCACACAUUAUUUGAAGGAGGCUGGUUAUUGUUUCUACUGGCAAAACAAAGAUUAGGGGAUCAUUAUGCCGGACUAGGACAACUUUACCAUUUACUGCUAGCAACGCUGCAUUUGGUCAUUGUCAAUUCUCAAGUGUCACAUGUGACAGUAGAGGCAGAGGUGGCUGCAGCGUUGAGUGCAAUGGGAGCUUUAGGAAAUGAAAAAGUGACACCGGUUAUACCUGAAACGAGCGAGAAAAAGAGUGCACAGAUAUUGGAAGCUCUGUGUGCAGCACCGAAAGUUGAUCCGAUGGACGUCUUACGUGCUUCUGAACAUUUGAAACUUGUACUUCAACAAUUGAGAGAGGAGGGUGUUUUGCAGAAGGAACCAGGGGAACAUACGAUGUUGAGUAGGACACUUUUUGCUGACGCUGUGCUUGAAGCAAACGUGGCACUGUUGUCGGAGAAAUACAAGGAAGACUAUCUUGAUGGCUGUGGCAAGCUGGAUGAGCGUUUUUAUCUAAAUGCUCACGUUCGACGUGUUAUUAUGGGACCAAAUCUAGCUGUACGAACAGAUAAUGAGACUGGUGACUCCAAUUCGAAUACAACGUCGAGUGGCACGUUGAAAACUAGCCGAAGUACUACACAUAUCAUGUCAUCCCCUGUGCGACGCAAUAUAAUGGCUCGGCGACGAGACAGUAGUUCUACUCCAGUAACGAGAGAAAUGAUGACACCACCUCGACAUCGCCAACAACAUGGUCGAGGAAAAAACUCGCCGUUGAUGCAUUCGUGGCAAUGGCAAGGUUCACCCGGAGAAAUGCGGUUCUUUCCGGCAGGUGCAAGUCCUCGCCCAUCGCCUAACUUUAUGCGUACGCCAGUCACUUCGGCAGUAGAGACAAACAACUGGGUGCGUGAAACUUUGUCAAGCACAAUGUUGACGCCCGUAACGCUACAGCUGCGUCAAUUCUUCUCCGACUGUGCAAUGGACCCAACAGAGCGCAUCACGCACGUUUUGCACGAACAAUCUGAGUUACUGCUUGCAGCUCGAAAUACAGGCCGAGUUACGUUAGGGAGCAUGCGCUCAACAACGGCGAUGGCCAUCGAUGAUGACCACGAUGACGAUGCAAAUGAAAGUGGUAAUUCACAGAACGCAUCUUUCUCAUCUGGCGUGGAUGACAGUCUCAAACGGACGAAAAAUUUGACUGUUGUUCUCUUUUAUCGAGUGCUAGAGCCAUUGCUGAUGUCAGAGCGCAAGCGACUACGCAACAAAGACUUCUCCAAGCUGCUAAACAACAAAGUGUUUCUCGCAGCGCUAUUUGCAUGUAGCGCUGAGGUGGUGCUCAAAGCGCACUCGCUCAUCACAAUUUCGUACCCGUUCCUGCUCCAGCAUUUGCACGUGAAUGCUUUUCAUUUUGUCACUACAAGCGAAAGCUUCGUCAAGUACGCACCGAAUCUCCCUUCUGCCUUGAAGAAGCACAUGGGCGAUGUAAAAAACCGAAUUCUAGACUCUCUCGUGUGGAAAUCAGACUCCGCGCUGUAUCAGCUUCUUUCUGGAGCUCGACAUCAUUCCGCCUCUGGUCCUGCACCUGUGAGCUUGACGGAUCGUUUAAACGGGCAAGUUAGUACUUCUACCAUCGGUGCAGUUAGUCAUGCGCCUGUGCUUCGCCUCUUUUACCGAAUGGUGCUUUCACGCGCAGCUUCCAGGGUUUACCAACUCGGCAAUAUAUUGGGCUUGGAUUCGACGGAUCAAAACCAAAUCUGGACUGCUGUGAAGGAGUGCAUCGUGUCGCACCAGUGCCUCCUGAGAGACCGUCACCUGGACCUGAUAGUGUUGUGCAAUAUUUAUGCUGUGUGCAAAGUGUCACGGGGCCCUACUGUUUCGAAGGCGGCGGCGACCAUGUCCUUCAAGCGCUUGUUGGCGUGCUACAAACAGCUUAAUCAGCGAAUUCCAACUGGCACAAGUGCAAGCACGGAAGGUGUGACGCACGGCAUCAUACUAGAGAACGAGAAUUCGCGUGGUGAUAUUAUCAAGUUCUACAAUCGGUGCUACAUCACGCCGAUGAAGGUCUUUAUUCUGCAAUUUCAGUACCAAGAGUCGCAAAUGGCUGCGGCGGAUGCUGUUGUUGCUGAGGCGUCAGGGACCCUCCAGGUGCUCACGCCAGGGUUUACAUCUAGCAACGGUGCAAUGGGCUUAGCGGCGUCUACUUCUGAUGCUGAAAGUAUUGCCCAAGCAGCGUCAGAAGCCGUUCAGAAAAUUUUUCAAGGGCAUAGUAACUCUUCCAACCCAAUCAGUGACAGAAGUAGCGUACUUCUCAGCACACCACCUCGUCCCAUUCGUCAUGGCGCGCGAUCAUCGCCUUUUGUGUCGUCACCGGCUGUUUCAGCACUGCAGAUGUUCACCUCGGCUGAAGUGCAAACACUGCCUGUAUCAAUGAAUCAAACAUCACCAAAGCGCGUCAAGUCCACGAACGUGUUCAUGUCUCCGUUGCAACAAGUACGCUUGGAUCGGCGCUCGCAGUUGACGCCGCGCUCCCACGCUCUUUACGCGAUUGGCGAGAGUCCUGCACGGGACCUAGCUUUGAUCAACCGUGCAGUGAACACAGCACCUGCUAACCUGCGGCGGACCCGUGCGCCGAACCUUGUAAUGGAUAGCGAUAAUGAACCAGAAGACACGAGCACCAGUUCAGAUGUCACUCCAGUUCGUAAGAGACACAAGACAGUGUCGUAA
Molecule: messenger RNA, 3279 nt
Organism: Peronospora farinosa
Lineage: Eukaryota; Oomycota; Peronosporomycetes; Peronosporales; Peronosporaceae
Source: the annotation of a GenBank genome assembly